Talpa occidentalis (Iberian mole) is the source of this 13007-nucleotide messenger RNA. It is a transcript of the gene PRRC2B, whose product is annotated as proline rich coiled-coil 2B. The record is from RefSeq and is a predicted model, not a curated record. Gene Ontology annotation, biological process: cell differentiation. Lineage: Eukaryota; Metazoa; Chordata; Mammalia; Eulipotyphla; Talpidae. Bases 2456 to 9139 code for a protein of 2227 amino acids. The transcript has 32 exons.
CUCGGCUGACUGGGCUGGGGAUGGAACUCAUGCUGCAGAGGCUGUGGAUUGCUUCAUAGUGCAGUGCUUAACCCCUUGCACCACCAGGGAGGCCCUGAAUAUGCACACCUUGAAAAUAGUAUGCGGAGCCCUGGAAUAUUAAAAAUGUGUUUCUAAGUUGACAUGAAUGGGCCGCAGAGGAGAGUUUGUUUGCGGGAGAGCGGUUGUGCAUGUGCUCUCGUGACCCCUCAUGGGGCUGGACGGACCGUGCGGGUCAGAGGUCCUGGGCAGGUGGAAACUUGUCCCGAAGCAUAAUGUGGAAGACAGUCUUUCUAAUUGAAAAUUAUUUAGCAAGGUGACCUACUGAUUGUGAAAAGAAAAACCUGAGAGCUCUUCAUUUCCUCCAGCUUCCCAGGUGGUAACCACUGUUGACAGUUGUGUGUGUUUAUCCUCUGAGUGCACACAUCCAUGUGACCCCUUGUGGCUAGGUUUUUAGGGGGAAAAAGGGAUCAUGCUAUUUUCUUAAACUGCAAAUUGCAUUGUAAAAUACGUCAUGAGUGUUUUUCCAUGUUAGUCUACACAAAUCUACCACAUUUUUAAUGCGUUAAAAAUAAGUUUAGGAAGAUACACAAGUGUGUGAAGAAGAAAACAAAAAUAGCUCUUAAUCCCAUGGCCCCGGUAUUCCCAGUAGACUUAAAUAAGAACCUGGAAAAUCGAAGCUGUGUUGAAGGGCAGGAGCUCUUCCCCAGCCUCUCUGAAAGGAAACCACUACCAGAAGUUUCUUGUGAUCCUUUCCAGAAAAAGACUGUGCACAUCGUACACACACACCCACACCCUUACUCUUGUUAAAGCACGAUGCCCUGUCACCAAGCAAACCUCCUCGCCUGGGUUACAGCACCUGCUUAAGCCACUGCAGAGGCUACUUUGUAGAUAUUCCUGACUGUAGCCACUUUUUAUUGGGUAUUUGGGAUAUUUCUAAUUUCUGGAUAUUGCACAGGUUGGGUAAAAUUCUGCCAGGUUUCUCUUUAACAACAUAAUUUGUAUGUACUUGUAUGUUUCUGUACCGCCAACUCUUCCAGUUGAGUGGCACUUUGGUAAGAAGUCUGCUAAACUCCUCUUCCAACAAGUUUUGUGUCAAUUUAGAUGCAGCAGCAUAUAGUAUUCUGAACGGUGGCCUUUUGUAAAGGAAUAACCUUUUGGGGUCACUACAAGGUGAUUGUUUCCCAAAUCUGUGCAGUCCUUGUGGGAGGCCGGCUAUAGUAUGAAAGGCUCGUGGGGUUUGCUAGGUGGGACUGUCAUCUCAGCAGUGCUGGAUGGGCCUCCCGUUACGUGACAGCCGCGUGGGGACCAGAGGGGUUGUAGAGAGGCCCAGCCAGCCAGGUCUGAGUUGGAUUUUCAGCAUCAACUAAAAUGAUGCUGAAACCUUAGCACAGAGGCUUCUGUGCAGGCUUUGUACAGUAGAUUCUGGCAGAGGCAAUUCAGAGGCCUUCCUUUGGAGUUCUCACUGGGCCCCUCUGGAGGCUCGUAUUUCAUAGCCCUUGGGGGUUUUGUUACUCUUUCUUGCUGUGGAACUUAUUUGGGGCUCAGGUCUGGUUGCACCUCCUGACAGAGGCCCCUGUGCAGAUCUGCCCAGGCCCCUACCCAGCCACUUGACCUCCAGGCCCUCUGGUUACCGCAGGAGAGCGGGUGCCCUGAGUGCCUUCAGAAGGGAAGGCUGGAUUGGGCUGGCUUGUGCUCUGGCCCUUGGGCCCUUGCUGGUGCUGUUGGCUGGUGCUCUUAGCCUGAACCUAGAGAGGCUUCACCCCAAGGGUUCGGGUUGCCUUGCCUUCUCUGUUCCUGCUCCUUUUCUGGUAGAGUAGCCCCCCCCUGGCUUUGAGGUCAACACCUUCAAAUCCAGGUUCUACCACUUUGGACUUGGGUGACCUGGGCCAGUGAUUCAUUUCUGGGACUCUGUUCUCUUUGCAAAAUGUGAUAGUAACACCUUUCCUUCUAGACUUGGGGGGAGGACUCAGUGGGUCAUAUACUGAAGUGUUUAUAAAGGUACCUGGCACAGGGCAAGCAGGCUCUCAAUAAACAGUAGCUAUUAAUGGAUCCUGGCUUCAGCCUUCGCUCAGGGGCUGGGGGGUUGGAGUCGGUAGGUUUAUACACUUGGGGCUAGUUUGUUUACUAGAUGUUGGUGUUUCUAAUUGUGUGCUAAGCUCUGAUCUACUUGCCGAAGAUUUAGACCCAAAUCAAAGAGCCCCUGCCUUUGCCUGCCAGAGCUCAGACACUUCACCAAGGUCCUUCCUGUGGGACUAUCCCUCCCUCUCUCCAAGGGAAGUACCACCUAGCAGCAACGUAGAAGCUGCCUGCCACCCUGUGCUUGUGCUGGGCCUGUUCUGGGAGAGUUCUGGGCGCCCGUCUCUGGAGGAAUAGAGAGAGGCAGAUCAGGAGUGGUGCCGAGAAAAAUUUUCUUACUAGAUGACAUUUCAUCGCAAUGUCCGAUCGUUUGGGGCAACUAGCCAAGGGCAAGGAUGGGAAAAGCAAGUACUCGACGCUCAGCCUGUUUGAUAAGUAUAAAGGAAAGUCAGUAGACGUGAUCAGAUCCUCAGUUAUUCCUCGACAUGGCUUACAGAGUCUUGGGAAAGUUGCCACAGCCCGGCGGAUGCCGCCGCCCGCAAACCUGCCAAGCUUGAAGUCGGAAAACAAAGGAAACGACCCCAACAUCGUGAUAGUACCCAAGGACGGGACGGGAUGGGCAAACAAGCAGGACCAGCAAGACCCAAAGAGUUCCAGUGCGACGGUCUCACAGCCGCCGGAGUCGCUGCCGCAGCCGGGUUUGCAGAAAUCUGUCUCCAAUUUGCAGAAGCCGACGCAGUCAAUCAGCCAGGAGAAUACAAAUUCAGUGCCAGGUGGACCAAAGUCAUGGGCACAGCUGAAUGGAAAGCCAGCAGGACACGAAGGUGGUUUAAGGGGCUCAAGCCGACUACUAUCCUUCUCUCCCGAGGAAUUUCCGACGCUGAAAGCAGCUGGAGGGCAGGACAAGGCUGGCAAAGAAAAGGGCGUCUUAGAUCUGUCGUAUGGGCCAGGACCAAGCCUCCGCCCUCAGAAUGUGACAAGCUGGAGGGAGGGCGGUGGGCGAAACAUAAUUUCUGCCACGUCUCUGAGCGCCUCCCCAACUGAGCUGGGCAGCAGGAACUCGAGUGCGGGAGACGGAGCCCCCUCCUCGACAUGUACCAGCGAUUCUAAGGACCCCUCUCUACGCCCGGCUCAGCCUGUCCGAAAAGGGGCGUCACAGUUCAUGGGAAAUGUAUACCACCCACCUACAUACCAUGACAUGCUUCCUGCUUUUAUGUGCUCACCACAGUCACCAGAGAACCAGGGUCCAGUGGAACGAGGGUCCUUCCCCCUUCCUCAGCUCCGUCUUGAACCCCGAGUUCCUUUUAGACAGUUCCAGAUGAAUGAUCAGGAUGGGAAAGAGAGCAGGCUGGGCACGACUCGCCCCGUCCGGCCGCUGAGGCAGCUGGUGGAGCGGGCGCCCCGGCCCACCAUCGUCAACGCGGAAAACCUGAAGGGCCUCGAUGACCUGGACACCGAUGCCGACGAUGGCUGGGCUGGCCUUCAUGAGGAAGUGGACUAUUCCGAGAAACUGAAGUUCAGUGAUGACGAAGAGGAGGAAGAAGUGGUGAAGGAUGGCAGACCAGCAUGGAACAGCUGGGACCCUAGAAGGCAGCGGCAGCUGUCCCUGAGCUCUGCAGACAGUGCUGAUGCCAAGCGCACCCAGGAGGAAGGAAAGGACUGGGCUGAAACAGCAGGCAUGACCCGGGUGGCCCGGAAGGUGCCAGAACCUCAGCCACUUUCCAGGAAGAUUCACAGCUGGGCUGCAGGCCCUGAUUACCAGAAGUCCUCAGUGGGCGCCGUGUUCAGGCAACAGUCUGUAGAGGACAAAGAGGACAAGCCCCCACCACGGCAGAAGUUCAUCCAGUCUGAGAUGUCUGAGGCUGUGGAGCGAGCCCGGAAACGCCGGGAAGAGGAGGAGCGUCGAGCCCGGGAGGAGAGACUGGCUGCCUGCGCUGCCAAACUCAAACAGCUGGACCAAAAGUGCAAGCAGGCUCAGAGGGCCAGCGAGGCCCAGAAACAGAUGGAGAAGGAAGCCCCCCGAUCUCCAGUAACCGAGAAGCUGCCCCCACAAGAGAAUGGCCCUGCUGUGCGCAAAGGCUCCCCCGAGUUCGCUGCCCAGGAAGCCCCUAGCACGUUUGCUGAAGAAGCCCCUGCAGCUCCUCCUGCUGUGGCUCAGAGCAGUGGCAGUGAGGAGGGGGCCCCAGAGGCAGGGUCCCCUGCUCAGGAGCUCAGCAAGUACCAGAAGUCACUUCCUCCCAGAUUCCAGCGCCAGCAGCAGCAGCAACAGGAGCAGCUGUACAAGAUGCAGCACUGGCAGCCCGUGUACCCACCGCCCUCCCACCCGCAGCGCACCUUCUACCCACACCACCCCCAGAUGCUGGGCUUUGAUCCCCGGUGGAUGAUGAUGCCUUCCUACAUGGACCCGAGACUCACGCCCACUCGGACCCCCGUGGACUUCUACCCCUCAGCCCUGCACCCCUCGGGACUGAUGAAACCCAUGAUGCCCCCUCAAGAAUCCCUCGGUGGGACUGGCUGCCGCUCUGAAGAUCAGAACUGCAUCCCUCCGCUCCAAGAAAGAAAAGUGGCUGCCAUUGAUCCGGCCCCUGUGUGGAGCCCAGAGGGCUACCUGGCUCUGCAGAGCAAGGGCUACUCCCUCCCUCACCCCAAGUCCAGCGAUACCUUGGCCAUGGACAUGCAUGUCAGGAAUGAAUGCUCUUACUCUGCCUCACCCGGAAGGUCCGGGGGCGUAAGUGCCCAGCGCGAUCUCCUUGAGGAGAGAGGGGAGGAGUACUUGAGUGCUUUUGACAAGAAGGCCCAAGCAGACUUUGACAGCUGUGUCUCUUCUCAAAGAAUAGGCCAGGAGCUUUUGUUUCCACCCCAAGACAAUGUUCAGGAAGCAGGUGCUCCUGGGGGUCACACCCCAAACCUCCGGUGUUCCCCCCUGGAGCCUGACUUUGCCCCAGCUGAGAAAAAGCCAGAGUUUAGCAAUUGGGAUGUCAGCCACCCUCCAAAGGCCGCUGACACAGCCAGCAGUGUCGAGAAGGAGGCGCCCCGGGAGGGGUCAGCCUUUAACAGCUCCUGGGGGAAGGAGGGUAGCCCCAACCAACAGCCACCUGUGGAGCCGGAGUGGACUCCUGAGCCCCGGAGCUCCGGCAGCCAGCACCAGGAACAGACCGGCAGGACCCGGAGGUCAGGGCCCAUCAAGAAACCUGUCCUCAAGGCCCUCAAGGUGGAAGACAAGGAGAAAGAACUAGAGAAGAUCAAGCAGGAACUGGGGGAAGAGGGCGCCCGCCUGGCCAGGAACAAGGGGGCUCAUCAGGCAGAGGAGGACGAGGGUGAGGAGAACGACCCCACGCUGGCCAACACCCCCCCUUCCACCUCAGGGGGCCUGGGCCCUGCCCGUGCCGCCGCAGGGACAGAGGACAACAGGUCUGUGGAGGACGGCAGGCCCGAGAGGGCCUGGGAGACCAGAGCUUCCCGGGAGUCCAGCGACAUCCCCCCAACCAAGAGAAAUAACUGGAUCUUCAUCGAUGAGGAGCAGGCCUUUGGGUGCAGGGGCCCAGCCCGGAGCCGCGGCCGAGGCUUUAGAGAGUUUACUCUUCGUGGCCGGCCAGGUGGCGGCAGCAGCGGGCUCUGCAGCGGGGGGGUCCUUGGGGCUCGGGGCAUCUACAGCCAGAGGAGUGGCCGCGGCCGGGGUCUGCGUGACUUCAGUCAGCCCGAGGAGUUCCCCAGAGCCAAGCCCCGGCGGAGAGUGGCCAGUGAGACCCACAGCGAGGGCUCUGAGUAUGAAGAGCUGCCCAAGCGCCGACGGCAGAGGGGCUCGGAGGCCGGGCCUGAGGGCUCGCUCCCAGAGAGGGAGGAGGGCCCCGUCACAAAGGCAGACUUCCGAGACUCUUGGCGCUCCAACAGGAUGUACCCAGAGGACCACGGCAGUCUGGACGCUAAAAGCCGGGGCCCCCGGGCUUUUGGGCGCGCCCUGCCUCCCCGGCUGAGCCAUUGUGGCUACGGGCGGCGGACCUUCGUGUCCAAAGAGUCGGCUCACUGGCAGGGCAAGAGUGCCAGCACCUCCUGGCAGGAGCCCUGUGCCCCUGACUCGUGUGGGCCCCGGCGCCCCCCCGACAGAGACUAUACCCCAGACUCCUACAGACACACAGACUCUCUCGGUGCCCGGGCCUUCGAGGACAGCCGCCUGGAGGACAAGAGGUCCUUCUUCCCAGACGACCCGGCAGCAGAUCCUGAAAAUGCAGAGAACCGGCCCUUCCGGAGGAGGCGGCCCCCACGCCAGGACAAGCCUCCUCGCUUCCGGCGCCUCCGGCAGGAGCGUGAAGCCCUGGGCCUGUGGGAACCUGAGGACGAGUCCCACCUGCUGGCUGGUCAGUGGCUGGGCCGGGCCAAGCUCUGUCCUGGGGACAAGAGUGGUGCUGCGGGCCGCAGGUCGCCUGAGCUCUCCUACCAGAACUCCUCCGAUCACGCCAACGAGGAGUGGGAGACGGCGUCCGAGAGCAGCGACUUCAGCGAGCGGCGGGAGCGCCGAGAGGGCCCUGGAGCUGAGCCUGACGUGCCGCCCGACGGGAGCCUGCCUGGGGCCGGAGUGGGCGAGAAGAAGGAGUUGGCCAAGAGGAGCUUCUCCAGCCAGAGACCCCUGGUGGACAGGCAGAGCCGGAAGCUGGAGCCGGGAGGGUUUGGGGAGAAGUCUGUUAGGCCAGGUGGUGAUGAAACUUCUCCCCGUUUUGAGAGCCAACAGAACGGGACGCCUUUGAAAACAAAAAGGUCCCCAGAGGAGGCCUUGCCUGGAGGCCUUGGGGGCUGCAGUGGUGGGAGUGGUCAUUACCCCCUGGAGCGGGCAGCCCAUGGCAGCGUUGACAUCCCUGAAGCCGCUUGUGAGAAGGCAGAGAAGGGAGCCCAGCUGGCUGCGCAGAGGGCUGGCGAGCAGGGCGAGGCCAUGAAGCAGUUUGACCUCAAUUAUGGAAGUGCCAUCAUUGACAAUUGUGGGUCCAGCCCAGGGGAGGAGAGUGAGGUGGGCUCUAUGGUGGGCGAAGGCUUCAUCGAGGUCCUGACCAAGAAGCAGCGCCGCCUGCUGGAGGAAGAGAGGAGGAAGAAGGAGCAAGCUGUGCAGGUGCCUGUCAAAGGUCGAGGACUCUCCUCCCGUAUUCCUCCUCGGUUUGCUAAAAAGAACAAUCUGUGCCUGGAGCAAGGUGAUGUGGCUGUGCCUGGCAGCAGCCUAGGCACCGAGAUCUGGGAGAGCAGUAGCCAAGCCCUUCCUGUUCAGGCCACGACCAGCGAUGCUUGGACAAAAGCCGCCACUGCCUUCAACAGCACUGAAUCCGGCUCUGCGGAGCAGGGUUUCAAGAGCAGCCAGGGAGACAGUGGUGUUGACUUGAGCGCCGAAUCUCGAGAGUCGUCAGCCACCUCCUCGCAGCGCAGCUCUCCGUACGGCACGCUGAAGCCGGAGGAGAUGGCCGGGCCCGGCCUGGAGCCCAAGGCGGACAGCCACAAGGAGCAGGCUCAGAAGCAGCCUGAGCCAAAGGAUUCAGAUCAAGGCUCAGCCCAGAGCAAGGAGCACAGGCCAGGACCCAUCGGCAAUGAGCGUUCUCUGAAAAACAGAAAGGGCUCUGAGGGCGCCGAGCGUCUGCAAGGACCCGCUGUCCCACCGGUCAACGGGGUAGAGAUCCAUGUGGACCCCGUGCUGCCGGUGCCGCCCAUCGAAUUUGGAGUCAAUCCAAAAGACUCGGAUUUCAGCUUGCCGCCUGGCUCUGCCUCUGGUCCUGCGGGGAAUCCAGUUGUCAAACUUCAGGACGCCUUGGCCAGUAACGCCGGGCUGACGCAGAGCAUCCCCAUCCUCCGGCGUGACCAUCAUAUGCCGCGCGCCAUCGGCCUCUCCCAGAUGUCCUUCCCCACUGCCGACCUCACUCUGAAGAUGGAGUCUGCGCGUAAAGCGUGGGAGAACUCGCCCAGCUUGCCUGAGCAGAGCUCUCCGGGGGGCACUGGCUCCGGCAUCCAGCCCCCCUCCUCCGUGGGAGCCUCCAGCGGAGUCAACUACAGCUCCUUCGGGGGAGUGUCCAUGCCGCCCAUGCCUGUGGCCUCUGUGGCACCUUCUGCUUCUCUUCCAGGUAACCACCUGCCACCUCUGUACCUGGAUGGCCACGUGUUUGCAAGUCAGCCCCGGCUGGUUCCUCAAACGAUACCUCAGCAGCAGAGUUUCCAACAGGCUGCGGCUGCCCAGCAGAUCCCCAUUUCCCUGCACACGUCUCUGCAGGCUCAGGCCCAGCUUGGACUGAGGGGCGGGCUGCCUGCCUCCCAGUCUCAGGAGAUCUUCAGCUCCUUGCAGCCCUUCAGGUCUCAGGUGUACAUGCACCCCAGCCUGUCACCGCCCAGCACCAUGAUCCUCUCGGGAGGCACGGCUCUGAAGCCCCCGUACUCGGCGUUCCCGGGCAUGCAGCCCUUGGAGAUGGUGAAACCCCAGUCGGGCUCGCCCUACCAGCCCCUGAGCGGGAGCCAGGCCCUGGUCUAUGAGGGGCAGCUUGGCCAGGCUGCCGGCCUGGGUGCCUCCCAGAUGCUGGACUCACAGCUCCCACAGCUGACCAUGCCGCUACCUGGCUCCCAGCUGCCUCUGCCUCGGUACGGCUCCGGGCAGCAGCCCCUGAUUCUGCCACAGUCCAUUCAGCUGCCACAGGGGCAGAGCCUAUCUGUCGGGGCCCCCCGAAGAAUCCUUCCACCUGGGUCCCAGCCUUCAGUCCUUAACACCAGCAGAGAGUCCUCUCAGAUGGAGAUGAAGGGCUUCCACUUUGCCGACAGUAAACAGAAUGUUCCUUCAGGAGGCUCCGUGCCAUCACCACAGACCUACAGGCCUAGCUCUGCUAGCCCCAGUGGGAAGCCCUCUGGACCAGCAGUUAACAUGGGCUCUGUGCAGGGACACUGCGUUCAACAGGCAAAACGAGUGGAUGAAAAACCCAGCCUGGGAGCCGUGAAACUGCAGGAGGCCCCAUCAGCUGCCUCCCAGAUGAAGCGAACCGGAGCGAUCAAGCCUCGUGCAGUGAAAGUGGAGGAGAGCAAGGCCUGAGGUGCUGGGCCGCCCCUCGCCCCGCCUCGCCCCGGGAUAGUGCAGCCAGCCGGAGGCUCGGGAACCUCGCGGGACCCUCCAUCCAACCACCUGGCCGGGACUGAGAGACCUCCCUUCUCUGUCCGCUCCUGAAAGUCCAUUGUUCAGCCAGCUUGCACCCGUGGAUGUACGGCAUUGACCUGCUCGCUUUACUCUGAAACAAACAAGCAAUCGACUCCGUUCCCAUCUCCUCCUGGCCACCGGGACUGGCCCGACGACCUCUGCAGGGGGGCCCGCCCGCCCCCACCCCGCGCCGGGAAAGGGCUGGCCCCGGCGGUCCUUCCCUCCCGCCCGCCUCCGGUCCCCGGGCACGGCGGGUUGGCGGCAGGGUCGUUUUAGUUCGAGGCUUUUUGUUUUAAAAAGCAGCCAAGGUUUUUACCAAGGGGAAAGGAAAACAAAAACACAAGCUCUGUCUGUAUCGCAGAACUCUGUUCUUCGCCGCCUCACUGCACCCCAGCUGCUCCUCUCGUUCUCUUGAGCCUCUCUCCGGGUCGCCCGGUCCUCCACCGCAACAGCCGAAGAGAGGACUAGGAAAGCGCCCCUCCUGCGCGCUCGGCUGGCUAACCUCCCAGGCACCUGGCAAAAGGCAGGGGUGCUGGCUCAGGCCUAUGCCCGGCUCCCGCCCCUCCCCCCGCCCCAGCCUGUGUCAGCUGCAUGCUCAGAGCUGCGAGGCGCAGGGCAGGUGUCUGGCGUCCCAGUGGGGUUCCCGCAGCUUGGUGGCACCUCAGAGCUUGUGGCCGCCUGGUGAAGAAGAUUGUUGGCCUGAGAAUUCCCACCCUGGACUCUGGGAAAGCCCGUGGACACGCGACCACUGUGCCCGAGGUGAAUCACUGGUGUUUUCCCGUUGUCCUGGACAACAUGAGCUGGCGCCCCAGAGGCCUAUCUAGUUCUGGGGUUCCCGUGACACACCCUUCUCCCUGAGCCUGACCCCUUGGGCAGGCGGCUCGUGUGGAGAGCACGUGGGGACGGGAUGUGGGCAGGGUCCUGGUUGGCAUGUGGGAAGGCCUGUGGUCUGGAGGGCGCUGGGAGAGCUCCCCUUUCCUCCUCUUUAAGAGCUCCCAGCAGCUGGUCCCUAGUUGUGGGGACAGAGGUCCCAUGCUGGGCAGCAGGGCAGACGGCAAGGCCCAUGCAGCCUGGGCAGGCCCCCUCUAGCCACGUGUGUGUGUGAGCCAUUUCAUGCUGGCGCUGGCUUGUAUUUUUAAAUUAGAAAUAGAAGGAAAUCAUCCCAGGUUCGGUCACUUCCAGGAGGUGAGGAAAGUGGCGGGUCUUGCUGGUGCUCUUUAUAGUCGCAACCAGACAUGACCUAGAGCGCGCUGCCUGCACUUCCGGGGGUUCUGGGAAGACCUGGACAGAGGAGCAGCAGCUGCAGUUCUGGCUCUUUAGCUCUGCAGACCUGGGAAACACGCGCCUUGGGGGCACUGACAUCACUUCCUGUCAUUGUCCUUUGCUGCUUUAAGGAGCGAGCACCCACAUCCACUGCAGGUGUCAUCUGAAGAAGGGCUUGCUCCCUGAGGAGAUGCUUUCUUCUUUGACCGAUGGCUUGCCUUCCCUCACACCUUCUCUUUGUUUUAAAACUUUUUAUCCCAAAUCAUUACUCUGAGGUCCCUUCUCAAAGGAAGGGGACCUCACUCCCUUGCCCACGUGCUCACCUGCUUCCCCCCCCCCCCGCCAGCGCCUGCCUGCUGCCCCUCGGAGGCCCCCUCUCCCCACUGUUGCCUGUACCCUAGAAACAGCCAGGCCGGCUCACCCACUCCCAGGAACAGGAGCAGUCAAAGGAAAACCAGUUUCUUCAUUUUGAAAUUCAACAGAACAGUCCCGGAUGCUGUUACAAACUCCAGAUCUGCCCAUCAGAUGAAGCUGCCGUCAAGAGGGACAGCACUUCCUGCGUGAGGGGAAAAAAGGGUCCUCUUUUCUAGUCCCUUCUACCCUGGAUCUACCCCCGCCCCCAAUAAAAACAGAAAACACUAGAAUUUAUUUAUAUGUAUUGAUGUUGUAGGUCUAGGUGGAAAAAAAGUAAAUGUUUCACUGCUCUAUUUAUAUAUAAUGUCUGGAUUAUUCUGUGCAGGAAAGGCCAGGAAAUUGCAUGUGAAGUUGAGUGCGAUCACCACCUGUGUGUGCCCACGCUGCGGUCUCCUUCCCGCUAAGAUACAGAUUUUGAAUUGAACUUGAGGGGCAGAGGGCUGUCCUGGGCCCUGCCUGCACCCCAACCUUUCCUUGGUCUGAUUAAAUGCAGUUUUUAGUGCAGAGAUGUUUUUAAGGUGCAAUAUCCUCUUCCUUUCAUGUGGUUUUAGAGUCAAGCGCCAAGUAAUAGGAGGUAGGGUCUUAUUUUGGUUUUAGCCCCAUCCUUGGGAGGGGGCAAAGCCCCACAGAGAGUUGGCCUGACUGCUGUGGGGCCUUCAGCCGGCACAGGUGAAGACCAGCACCCGACCUUUGCUGCUGUCCCGGCUGGUGAGGGGUCAGCACUGCUGCCCGCCAAACGUGCCCUCCCGCCCGCAUGCUGGCAGCUUCGCCCUGGCCAGUGGCCCUGCAGCAGUGUCCAGUGUCGCUGCUCAGUGGGUGCCAUCCCGGAGCAUGGGGCCGUGUGUGAGCAGUGGCAUCAGCCCGCUGAAGACUUACCUGCCGGCUGCAUUGGGUCUGGUUACUGUCCCUUCCCCUUUGUCUACAUUACUGUUUUCAGACUUGGGACUAAAAACUCUGGGCUCUCUAGGUCCCUUCAGGAGUCAGACAAAGGAUGAUUCUAUUACACGUUUAGGAAAAAGGGUUGGUUGAGUCCUAACGGCAGGCCACGGCCACGUCCGGGGAUAUUUGAAUGUCUAGAUACUGGCACAGGUUCUCUCCAGCUAGGCCCUCGCCCUCCUGUCUUCUGGAUCUGCCUUCUAGACGGUUACUGCCGAGGUCUGUGACUGAGGCUGAGAGCCAAGGAGCUGCGGCGUGCCCGUGUGCAGGCGUGUUCGGAACUGGUCCACGUGGCAGCUGGUGGCAAACUGGCAAGCCCGACCUGCUGUCUGGUCCUCUACCCUGGCCGAGGAGCUGCAUGUUGCUGCGCAAAUCUGUAUUUGUCCCUCUUCACUUCUGCACAGCAAGCCCGAGUUAGAAGCUCUGUUGGAAACAGCCAUCCUCCGCCAGGGACUAUGUCACGAAUGGGUGGCGCAGACUCCAGAAAGCCGGCUCUUCCCGAGUGAAGUGUGGCGCGCGCCUGACACGGAGCGCAUCGGGCAGAGCCGCUGGUGCCGGGCACAGAUACCGUCAGGCCCCAGCCCCUGGCCCCCGGGACCACCAGGGCGUGCCGCCUGCUGCUCAGUGUCCGCCCUGACUGGGUGGCGGGGCACCCUCCCAGGCUGGAGGUGUCCCCCUCCUCGGGGCCCUGGCUUCGGGUCGUUCAGAAGCCUCUGAGCGGAACCUCUUCGGGCUCCGUGGGGGUGGCUUCGCCGUGGAAGGGGACGCUUUCCCCUGACCUUCCGACCUCAUGCCUUGCAUAGUAGAAAGGGUCUGGGGAGUUUCGGUUGCUGUUCCUGAGGGUUGUGUCUUGUUUUUGUUUGCUUUUAUUUUUAUUUCGGCCUUUCCCUCUGUCUUCAUGUAGACCAGAUAUUUGAAAGGGCAGACGAUGGCUAGCGGUGUAACGUGCAGCUUGUUUCUACAUGACUUGGGGAAACUCCCCCUGGGCGGGGAGUCGGGUGGUGGCGCCCCCGCCCGGCCCGCCUCGCUGGGGCCCCACUAUUGUUUCUCCUUUCAGAUAUGUGACUGUACUAGCUCUUUCCAUACGAAAGAAUUCUCCUUAUUUAAAUAAAAAAAAAGAAAAAACCACCACGGAGCGGAACAUGCGUUCUUC